AGCAUUUGACGACACACCUUCACCAUCAACGCGCGUGCCUGAGCGGGACCUGUGCUGUGAUUUGAGAUGUCAGAGGUUAGCUGACACGGAAGUGGCUGCCCCCCCACUCCCACGCAGCUGCGCAGUAGCGGCCUGGGUGUAGUCUGGACUCAGCGGCUCGAACUCAGCGGCACAGCCGGGAGAGGAGAAGCAACAGGCGGCCUGCAGCGAGCGCAGCGCCGCUUCUUUCCAGCGGGAGUCCGAGCGGAGAGUGGCCGCGAACUUCAGGGAAAGUUCUGGAAAAGUUUUUCUGGGCCGGGAGGGGCACGGAGCGAGCCAGCAGGAUGCAGAAUUUGGUGCGGACUGUGGCGGUUCUGGGCUGGGUGGCGGCGGUGUGCGUCUCCGCGGCCAUGGACGAGUGCGAGGACGCGCAGGGCCGGCCGCAGCGCUGCAUGCCCGAGUUCGUGAACGCCGCCUUCAACGUGACGGUGGUGGCUACCAACACCUGCGGCUCCCCCCCCGAGGAGUACUGCGUGCAGACCGGAGCCACCGGCGUCACCAAGUCCUGCCACAUCUGCGACGCGCGCGACCAGCGGAACCACCACAGCGCCGCGUACCUGACCGACUACAACAACCAGCAGGACGCCACCUGGUGGCAGAGCCAGACCAUGCUGGCGGGGGUCCAGUACCCCACCUCCAUCAACCUCACCCUGCAUCUCGGGAAGGCCUUCGACAUCACCUAUGUGCGCCUCAGGUUCCACACCAGCCGGCCGGAGAGCUUCGCCAUCUACAAGCGCACAUAUGAGGGGGGGCCCUGGGUGCCCUACCAGUACUACAGCGGCUCCUGCGAGAAGACGUACCAGAAAGUCAACCGCGGCUUCAUCCGCACCGGAGACGACGAGCAGCAGGCGCUCUGCACUGACGAGUUCAGCGACAUCUCGCCUCUCACUGGGGGCAACGUGGCGUUCUCCACGCUGGAGGGGCGGCCCAGCUCCCACAACUUUGACAACAGCCCCGUCCUACAGGACUGGGUGACGGCCACGGACAUCAAAGUGACCCUAAACCGGCUCAACACAUUUGGAGACGAGUUGUUCGGGGACCCCAAAGUCCUCAAAUCCUACUACUACGCCAUCUCAGACUUUGCUGUGGGAGGAAGGUGUAAGUGUAACGGGCACGCCAGCGAAUGUGUGAAGAGCGGCGGGGGCCGGCUGCUGUGCGACUGCAAGCACAACACCGCCGGCGACGACUGCAACGUCUGCAAACCGUUCUUCAACGACCGACCCUGGAGGAGAGCCGCAGCCGACAGCGCCAACGAGUGUCUGCCCUGCAACUGUAAUGGGAAGAGCUCCGAUUGUUACUUCGAUCCGGAGCUGUACCGCGCCACGGGGCACGGAGGACACUGCAGAAACUGCGCCGACAACACGGACGGGCCCAACUGCGAGCGCUGCUUGGACAACUACUACCGAGACCAGAGCGGCAACCGCUGCCAGCCCUGCAGCUGCAGCCCCAUCGGCUCUCUGUCUCCUCAGUGUGACAGAGGAGGAGUGUGUGCGUGUAAACCUGGCGUGACCGGAGAGAAGUGCGACCGCUGCCUGCCUGGAUACCACAGUCUGACUGAAGCCGGCUGCAGGCAGUGCAGCUGCUCACCUUCAGGAAGCACCCAGGAGUGUGACGUGGCGACGGGUCAGUGCCGCUGCAAAGAGAACGUGGAGGGCUUCAGCUGCGACAGGUGUAAGCUGGGAUUCUUCAACCUGGACCCCCAUAACCCUCAGGGCUGCACGCCCUGCUUCUGCUUUCAGCACUCGUCCGUCUGCGACAGCGCCGAGGGAUUCAGCGUUCACUCCAUCACCUCCACCUUCACCAACGGGGACGAGAAGUGGAAGGGUCAGCAGCAGGACGGGUCCAGCGUCUCCAUCCAGUGGUCUCCCAGCGGACAGGAGGUUUCCCUCAGCUCCGACAGCUUCCUGCCCAUGUACUUUGUAGCUCCAGAGAAGUUUCUGGGGAACCAGAUUCUUAGUUACGGUCAGAACCUGAGCCUGAACUUCAGAGUGGAACGCCGGGACAACCGUCUGUCUGCUGAGGAUCUGAUCCUGGAGGGGGCCAACAUGCGGGUGGCCGUCCCGCUGAUCGCUCAGGGCAACGCCUACCCCAACGAGAACAUGCAGAGAUACGUGUUCAGGCUCCAUGACAGCACCGACUACCCCUGGAGGCCGCACGUCAGUCACUCCGACUUCCAGAAGCUUCUCCAGAACCUGACAGCCAUCAAGUUCCGCGGCACCUACAGCGAGAGGAGUUCCGGGUUCCUGGAUAAUGUGUCCUUAGUGACGGCGAGGCGGGCCCCAGGUGUGCCGGCCCGUUGGGUGGAGCAGUGCACCUGUCCCCAGGGCUACCAGGGUCAGCACUGCCAGCAGUGCACGUUAGGAUUCCGGCGUGCUCGCCCGGAGCUUGGUGCCUUUAGCUCCUGCGAACCCUGCAGCUGCAAUGGACACAGCGACGCCUGCAACCCCAACACCGGAGCGUGCGACUGUCAGCACAACACUGCUGGGCUGAGCUGUGAACGCUGCAAGGACGGUUUCUACGGCGACGCCACCCAGGGAACAUCGACCGACUGCCAGCCAUGCCCCUGUCCAGCGGGAGCCACCUGUGCCAUCGUGCCUUCAACCAGAGAGGUGGUGUGCACCAACUGUCCCCCUGGAACCACAGGCAAACGCUGCGAGCUCUGCGACGACGGACACUUUGGGAACCCGCUGGGUCAGAACGGACCCGUGCGCAGCUGCCACAAAUGCGUGUGCAGCGGCAACAUCGACCUGAACGCCGUCGGCAACUGCAACCGGGAGACCGGAGAGUGCCUGAAGUGCGUCAAUGACACCGAGGGCUACUUCUGCGAUCGCUGCAAGGAGGGUUUCUACGGCAACGCCCUCAGUACCGCUCCUGGCAAGAGAUGCAAAUCCUGCUCCUGCUCUCCUCUGGGCACCGUGGACCGACAGACCGGCUGUUCUCAGGUCACCGGUCAGUGCGAGUGUCUCCCCAACGUGGCCGAACGCGACUGCAGCGCCUGCCAGCCCGGACACUUCAACCUUCAGAGCGGCAACGGAUGCGAGCGAUGCAACUGCAACCCCAUUGGCUCCACCAACGGGCAGUGUGACAUCACUUCGGGACAGUGCGAGUGCCAGCCCGGCGUCAGCGGGCUUCACUGCGAUCGCUGCGAGGUCAACUUCUUUGGCUUCAGCGCGUCUGGAUGCAAACCCUGUGACUGUGACCCUGAAGGCUCCUCGUCGGGUCAGUGUAAGGAUGACGGGCGCUGUGAGUGCCGGCCCGGCUUUGUUGGGGCGCGUUGCGACAUGUGCGAGGAGAAUUACUUCUACAAUCGCUCAGUGCCGGGUUGCCAGCAGUGCCCCUCCUGCUACGGUCUGGUCCGGGACAAGGUAAACCAGCAGCGACAGAAGCUGCACGACUUGCAGACUCUGAUCGAUAACCUGGGCUCGGGGCAGGAAACCGUCAGCGAUAAGGCCUUUGAGGAUCGUCUGAAGGAGGCAGAAAAGGCCAUCGCAGAGCUGUUAGAUGAAGCUCAGGCCAGCAAAGAUUUGGACAGAGGCCUAAUGGACCGACUGGACACCCUCAACAACACUCUGACUACCCAGUGGAAACGCCUGCAGGGCAUCCGCAACACCGUGGACGACACGGGCGCACAGGCCGACCGCGCCCGCAACCGAGUCCAGGAUGCCGAGAGUUUGAUCGACAGAGCCCGUCAGGAGCUGGACAAGGCCAAGGACGCCAUCAGUAAAGUGGACAUCAAGCCCCCCAGCGGUACAGGAGAACCCAACAACAUGACCCUGCUGGCUGAGGAAGCCAGACGGCUCGCCGAAAAGCACAAAACUGAAUCCGAACAGAUCGAGAAGAUUGCCAAAGACGCCAACGACACGUCGACGAAGGCUUACAACCUGCUGCUGAAGACUCUGGAGGGAGAAAGCUGGACAGGCCAGGAGAUCGAGGAGCUGAACAGGAAGUAUAAUGAGGCUAAAGAGCUGGCCAAGAACCUGGAGAAGCAAGCUAACAAGGUGAAGAGCGAGGCCGAUGAGGCUGGAAACGAGGCCCUGAAGAUCUUUGCCAAUCUAACCAGCCUCCCGCCGUUUGACGCUAAGGCUCUGGAGGAUGAAGCCAACAAGAUCAAGAAAGAGGCGACAGACCUGGACAAUCUGGUUGACAAGAUGGAGAAGGAGUACAAUGACAUGAGAGACGACCUGAAGUCCAAAGAGCAGGAGGUCCGCAAGCUGUUGGACAAAGGCAAGAGCGAGCAGCAGACCGCAGACCAGCUGCUAGCCCGGGCUGAUGCUGCCAAAGCUCUGGCUGAGGAGGCUGCCCAGAAGGGCAAGGCUACUUUUGCUGAAGCAAAGAACAUCCUGGAGGACCUCAGAGACUUUGACAGGAGAGUCAACGACAACAAGACGGCAGCUGAAGAAGCUUUGAAGAAGAUCCCUGCUAUCAAUGCCACCAUCAUUUCUGCUAAUGAGAAGACCAGAGACGCAAAGGCGGCCCUCGGCAAUGCCACCGAAAACGCCCGAGAAGCAAAGAGAAAGGCGGAGGAGGCCGAAAAAAUCGCCAGCAACGUACAGAAGGGAUCAGCCCAGACCAAGGAGGACGCAGAGAAGGCCUUAGAGGACACCAACAACCUGGAAAAUGACGUCAACAACAUGAUGGAUCAGCUGAGCGCCGCAGAGAAGGAGCUGGCGAAGAAGAAGGCCGAGGCCGACAAUGACAUGAUGAUGGCCUCCAUGGCAUCAGACAAUGCCAAGGAGGCAGAGGACAACGCCCGGAAGGCCAAAAACAUGGUGAAAAAGGUGUUGAAGGUCAUCACUGACCUGAUGGACCAGCUGGGCAACAUCGAUAAGGUGGACCUGAGCAAACUGAACGACAUUGAGGAGUCUCUGAAGAAGGCCAAAGAGAAGAUGCGUGACAGCAAGCUGGACGAGAAGCUAAAGGAGCUGAACGCUGUGGCCAGCUCGCAGAAUAACAUGAUCGACAGCUACGACCAACAGAUACGGGAGAUCCGCGCCGACAUCGACAACCUCAUCGACAUCAAGAAGACGUUACCUGAAGGCUGCUUCAACACUCCGUCCCUGGAGAGGCCUUAGCCCCGCCCUCUUCUUCUAGACACGCCCCCUCCCCUCACUCACGUCUAACACUCCGGCGAACAUGCCGACUUUUACCAAAACUACUUUUAAAAACAUUUUAUCGUCGAUUCUCGCCUCUGCCGACGUUACCAGGAGGGGCGUGGUUUCACUACAAGGACGUCGAACCGUGCAGAGGCACAGAACCAGAACCACCAACCCGAAGUGACUGCAGCUUCUCACAGGAGGUCUGGCCGCACCGCGGCUCCACACCACUCCACUCCGCUUCUGUCUCCUCACCCGCCUGUCAGAUUACGUGAAGGAACAGUCAUCCGGGCUCUCUGCGUCUACAGUAUUCUCCCCUCCAGCAGGGGGCAGUAAAGCCAUGAGAACUCAACCUGCUCUGUACAAAGCUGCCCAAAAACACUAAGACCAGAUCCACAUGGUCCUGCUGCUGCCUGUCAUCUGGAAACUAGAAGGAAAGAACCGCUCCAGCGCGGCCUCUUCUUCAGCGAGCGUGUGAGAUGAAGAACAGCUGCGUCUUUGCAGUGGAGGUCCUCGUUCCUCAGAAACUGUCCUGACCUCCUGUUGGACUUGUGGAAACCUUCUUCUCUCUAUCUGUCUGGCAUCGCAGCUCAGCUGUGGUGCGCUCAUGGUUCUGUCGGAGCUGCAGCUGUCCCAGCUCAGAGAUGUUCCUCACCCCGUUGCUUAAGGACAUAAAGAUGGACACAUCAUGUUCAGAUAUGCGGGAGCCUGUCAUCUGAAAGCUUCAUUUUACGUCUCUGCUGCCCCAUCCUGGACUUUUCGAUCUUGCUCGUUUCCCAGAGGUUUCUGCUGACUCGCUGCUUAUAAUCCGGAUCAGGUGUGUUCAGCCAAUCAAAACCUAGAAGCACAUGAUCCAGGUCAUCUGAAUCAUCUGGGAAAGAAGCAGGGUGGUAGAUGUGGAGGAGCGGGCAGCCCACUUCCAAGUUUCAUUUACUUCUUUGCAUCCUGCCCCGUCCAUAGCGCCCUCUGCUGGUAGAAAUGUUCCAGGUAUUGAAUGCAAGCUCACUCAAUUCACAGUUUUUAUUGCAGUUUCAACCUGAGGAAGCGCAAGAAUCUGUGUCCUCCAACAGCACUUCUGCUUAGCUCUCUUAAUGUAAAAAGAAAACUUAUCUUUUGGUAAAAAUCUUUUUGUGUCACCAAAUUUAAGAGUGACCUGCAGAAACAUGUGGUAUAAUUGCAGACUCUCCAGAAGGUCGAGAUCUGCUCUUAACCUCCAACAAAGGAAGUACCGCCCCCUCUGGCCACAGCCAAAACAAAUUCUGUCUGCAUUCUGUGUUUUCUUUUAUUUUCCUUUUGGUUUUACGUCUUCACAAGCGACAAUCCCGUCAUGUCAGGAAACGGCUGCAGCUUUUCGUGGAUUCCUCCUUACGCCUGAUGUGUGUGUUGUGAGUAAAAAUGUAUAUUUUACAAACUGUGUCCUGUGGGUCCUUCCCCCUCCCACUUACAGGCGCCUCUGUGGGCGUGGCCUCACCGGCGCCUGCUCGCUCCGCCCUCAGCGCUCGUGUUGUGCGUGCACAAAUCCAACACUAUGCAAUUUUGUAGAAGUGGCAGCGAGAACUCUCUGAUACACUGGUGCUAAAGAUGAUUUCAAAUGUUUGUGUGAAUGUUUUUUAUUCCGACGUGCAGCGAGGAACCCUGUAAAGAACCAGCAGAUCUAUAAUGUCUGCGGGAUCCUUUUCCUCUAUAAGCUUUUGGUGUUGUUGUGAUUAUUGUGGGUCCGGUUCUGACCCGGGGCGGGUCAGUGGGUCCGGUCCAGCAGCCAUCACUUGGAUGUAAAAACAGUAUUUUAAGUUAUAAUGAUUCGGUUCUGUGUGGUCCUGCUGCUGAUCUGGUCGUGUUUCCAGCUCUGUGAGGACCAGGCUGACCCCCCCCACACACCCACCUGUACGUAACAUUUCAAUAAUAAAAACUACUACAGGAGCCCCCCUG
Oryzias melastigma (Indian medaka) is the source of this 7061-nucleotide messenger RNA. RefSeq names its product laminin, gamma 1 (gene lamc1). Bases 324 to 5111 code for a protein of 1595 amino acids. The transcript has 28 exons. Lineage: Eukaryota; Metazoa; Chordata; Actinopteri; Beloniformes; Adrianichthyidae. The record is from RefSeq and is a predicted model, not a curated record.